This is a messenger RNA of Stereum hirsutum FP-91666 SS1, 1287 nucleotides long. RefSeq lists its product as uncharacterized. The record is from RefSeq and is a predicted model, not a curated record. The transcript has 4 exons. Bases 1 to 1287 code for a protein of 428 amino acids. NCBI's taxonomy places the organism in Eukaryota, Fungi, Basidiomycota, Agaricomycetes, Russulales, Stereaceae.
AUGAGUCUGGACCAGAACCUCUUCACGCUCAAUGUCGUGCCGAACAAGGAUAAUGCGCUCGUUGUAGACUUGGUGGAUCCGCAAGGGACGGUACAUUAUAGGAAACAGAGGGAACCGGGCUCGGUAUAUACCAUACAUGUAUUCGAGCCACAGAGCGAAGCACUGUUGGCGACUGCGACAUCACCCGCAGCUUCGAGCAGGCACAAGACGCUAGAGCUUCACAAUCCGAACUCAAUAGUAGAGCUCAAGUCUAUCGGAACGUUAACGUUCAAAUGGGGAUUUAAGUGGGAAGAACAUGAAUUCGAAUGGAAACGCCAGGAAUGCUUCAUUAUCCGCAAACCCGACCCUCCCGUCCUCGUCGCCGUAACCAAAGAACCGCCCGGGAAACUGAAGACGACCGCCAUCCAGAUCCUGGACUACAAUAUCAACCGAUUCGACAUCGAAGACCGCAAGGGGCUCGAGAUCGUCAUCCUCACUUCGCUCCUCACGUUCCAUGACUUAAACGACGCCUAUCAUGCCACGCCCACGGAAGUUUCGCCUCAGUCUUCUUCUUCUGCUGUGCCGACUGUUGCUGGGGCUGGGAGUGGAGAUGGACCUCCCCCACCUUAUCGAAGUUUCACGGCCGACUCGAAUACUGGUGAUGCCCAAGUGCUGAGUAACAUCGGGGGCGGUCAGGCACCGCCACUACCGCUCAAACCACCCAUUCCAGAGACGACCGGGAUCGAUAAGGUGGCCGAGGCGCAUGCGAUGAGAGGAGAUGUGAACGAGAUCACGAUAGAGGAGGACGGGAGCGUGGAGGAUUACGCGCAGUACGCUCUUGGGCUGCUUGAGGACGAUGCGAUGCUCUUCAUUACGAUCCAGUCGUUCGAUGCGAAGACGGUGCCGAAGGUGUUGCAGGUUGUGGAGGAGACGAAGAGAAUUAGACAUAAACGGAGCAUGGCAACAAACAAACCCGACACAGAGCUCCACCAAUACGUGAUCUACGACUCUCCGAACGCGAAACGCAGGCGGAUCGUCCUCGACGAUUAUGCACCACCGCAGAGCCUGAGCGUACAUUUGAGUAAAAUCGACAUGCCGGAGCUAAGGCCGAAGCCGUCGCCUUCUGUGGCGCAUCAUGGGAAGGCAGGGAGCGGAAGUGGGAGCCCAACAGGGAAGGGUGGAGAUAAGGACAAGGAUAAAAAGGGGAAAGGAAAGGAAAAGGAAGAUAAGAAAGGGAAGGGGAAGGAUAAGGAUAAAAGUCGAGGUAAAAACUUGAGCGACACCGAUCUUUCCCGUUUUCGUAGCUGA